UAAUUAAUUAAUUAAAAGUAUAUAAAUAGGGAGCUGAACUCGUUUCCAAACUUAACCAUGGCGUGUCCUUUCAUAGAUGAGGUGGUGGAUGAGGGAGCUAUAGUCUUGCGGAGGGCAUUUCAAAGAGAGAGAACUUUCAGAGACAGGUCAGACCCAUUGGCUUUUAAUGACAGCUACCUGUAUGAGCGAUAUAGGUUCUCAAGAGAUGGGAUUGCAUAUAUUUGUAGAUUACUUAGCCCACACAUUGCAAAUAAAACACGCCGCAACAGAGCGCUCACAGUCCCACAGACGGUGUGCAUUGCACUUCGCUUUUUUGCCAGUGGAACAUUUUUGUACACAGUUGGAGAUGCAGAGAAUAUCAGCAAAGCAUCAGUUUGCCGCUCUGUACGAACUGUGUACCUUUCUUUAAAAAGACUACUCAAUGUGUUCAUCACAUUCCCUGGCCACAAAGCUAUUCGUACCAUUAAACAUGCCUUUUAUGGAAUAGCUGGUUUCCCAAAUGUUAUCGGUGCAUUGGACUGCACCCAUGUGCGUAUUAAGUGUCCGUCUGGUCCACAUGAAGCGGACUUUGUGAAUAGGAAAUCAGUACACAGCAUCAAUGUACAGAUUAUUAGUGAUGCAGAUUGCAUCAUCACAAAUGUAGAGGCCAAAUGGCCAGGCUCUGUGCAUGACUCCAGAAUCUUUAGAGCCUCAUCUCUCUACCAACAACUAGCAAGAGGAGAAUUCUCAGGAGUUUUGCUGGGAGACAAGGGAUACCCAUGUCUGCCUUACCUCUUGACUCCCUAUCAGGAGCCCCAGACAGAGGCACAGCACCGCUACAACGUUGCCCAUGCACGCACAAGAGGUCGUAUAGAGAUGGCAUUUGGGCUGAUAAAGUCAAGGUUCCAGUGCCUGAAGCACCUCAGAGUGACUCCACCUAGGGCAUGUGACAUUGUAGUUGCUUGUGUAGUGCUCCAUAACAUUGCUUGUCUGAGGAGAGAGAGGCAACCAAGGAUUGUUGAAGAGGAAGACUGGGGCAAUGAAGCAGUAUUGGAAGAAAACGAAACAGGCAGACUUAUACGAGACACAUAUGCAAAUAAUGAUUUUGCUUUAAGGCUUUAA
This is a messenger RNA of Clarias gariepinus (North African catfish), 1101 nucleotides long. RefSeq names its product putative nuclease HARBI1. The coding region runs from base 58 to 1101 and encodes 347 amino acids. The record is from RefSeq and is a predicted model, not a curated record. The transcript is spliced from 4 exons. NCBI's taxonomy places the organism in Eukaryota, Metazoa, Chordata, Actinopteri, Siluriformes, Clariidae.